Leptidea sinapis is the source of this 697-nucleotide messenger RNA. RefSeq lists its product as uncharacterized. Lineage: Eukaryota; Metazoa; Arthropoda; Insecta; Lepidoptera; Pieridae. The coding region runs from base 42 to 650 and encodes 202 amino acids. The record is from RefSeq and is a predicted model, not a curated record. The transcript is spliced from 4 exons.
UGGAAAGAAAAUUAUCUUUUACGAUUUUAAGAUUCUAAACAAUGGAAAACUCAAUAGGGUCUGCUUUAGAUAAAAUUAAGCUUCAAGAACAAGACACAGAAACAAAACUGAAAGAAAAACGUGAAUUAGAGGCCACUAUAUCGUGCUUUCAAAGAAACAUCAAGGAAACUUUGAUGCAAGUCGAAAAUUCGGUGAAGGAACAAAAUACGCUGGUCAAUAAAAUAUGUCUACUAAAAACGGAGCUGGAUUUUGAGAAAAUUCGCAACACUACCAUGGCGGCUCAAAUACAGAAAAUGCAAAAUGAUUUGAAGGACAUCCAAAAAAAAAUUGAUACAGGUAUAAAGAUGGUUUGGGACCAACGUUCAAAUCUAUGCGAGACCAUACAAAAUACAUCUGACAAGUACGAUGUGUGGGCUCUAUUGGUGAGACCGACAAACAUAGAAACACCGAGAGUUUUAAAGAAACCCGAACCAGAAAUAAUCUGUGGCGAUGCUAGGCUAAGAGAAGCCAUGAUGAGACGCGAUAAAGCUAUUGCCGAACGUGACCGCUUGAAGCGAGAACCCAGCACUGGAGACGAAUUUAUUAGGAUGAAAAAUGCACUCGAUUACUCGCUUCAGAAGAUUGAAAAUUUUAAAAACGUUACCAAAUAAAAGUGUCCUAGAUUAAAAUAAUGAAUGAGGAUACGUACUAAGUAUAA